UGCCUUAGAGAUUGAAAGAGAAAGAGAGAGAGAUGGGAUCGGUCGGUCAGAGAGCAAAGCGAGCGCUGAUGAUAUGCGGAGAUUACAUGGAGGACUACGAAGCCAUGGUGCCGUUCCAGGUGCUCCAAGCCGUUGGCGUCCGAGUCGAUGCCGUAUCGCCAAACAAAAAAACGGGUCAGAAGUGCGUCACGGCCGUCCACGAGUACAUGGGAUAUGAGAUAUACACGGAGCUAGAAGGUCAUUUCUUCACGUUAAACGCCAGCUUCAGCGAUGCUAAUCUUGAGGAUUAUGAUGCACUGAUCAUCCCCGGCGGCCGGUUCACGGAAGUUAUCUGUGUCGAUGACGAUGUCGUAAACAUGGUGACGCGGUUCGCCGGGCUCGGCCGGCCGAUCUUGACUACGUGCCAUAGCCAGCUGGUCCUGGUCUCAGCUGGCCUGAUCAGUGGCAAGAGGUGCACCGCAUUUCCCAGCUUGAAGCAUGUGGUCAAGCUUGCAGGCGGUGCAUGGGUGGAACCAGACCCAGUUACCACUGCCGUUGCUGAUGGCAAUGUCAUAACUGCAAUUGGCUGGCCGGCCCACAAUGAGAUACUUAGCCAACUUCUUGGCUCGAUGGGAGCAAGAAUCACAGGAGCUCAUGGUAAAUCGGUCCUCUUCGUCUGUGGGGAUUACACGGAAGACUACGAGAUCAAUGUGGUGUUCAGGGCAUUUGGAGGUUUGGGAUGCAGAGUUGAUGCAAUAAGCCCCGGAAAGAGUGCAGGGGAAAAGUGUGUGACGUGCAUUCAAGAUUUUGGCAUCAAAGGAUCAGAAAUAUGCAGCGAACAAAAGGUUGGGCAUUACUUCAUCAUCACCAACGACGUCGAAAGGAUGAAGGUGGCAGAUUACGAUUGCAUUGUGAUCCCCGGAGGCAGGGCUCCUGAAUACUUGGCCGUCGAUGAAAGGGUUGUGUCAUUGGUGAAGCAAUUCUCAGAAGAGAACAAGAUUGUUUCUGCAAUUGGAGAGGGACAGCUUGUCUUGGCUGCUGCUGGGCUUCUUAAGGGGAAGAAAUGUGCCAGUAGUGGUGGAAUGAGAGUUGUGGUUGGGCUAGCAGGAGGGGAGGCAGAUGAGACUUCUGAAUCAGUGGCUCAUGGGAAAAUGGUUACCGCAAAGGGAUGGAAUUCUCUUCCGAACUUCAUUUCUGACCUUGCCAGUGUUCUUGGAAUCACAGUCACAUUUUGA
Messenger RNA from Nymphaea colorata (pocket water lily), 1214 nucleotides. Its product is annotated as protein DJ-1 homolog D-like. The transcript has 4 exons. The record is from RefSeq and is a predicted model, not a curated record. Bases 33 to 1214 code for a protein of 393 amino acids. Lineage: Eukaryota; Viridiplantae; Streptophyta; Magnoliopsida; Nymphaeales; Nymphaeaceae.